GUCGGCGACCGCAGCCACCUCGCCGCCCGCCUGCGGACGGUCUGGACCCGACCUCGGGUGCCACGGCUGCGCUCCGGGUCCACGCGGCGCCCCCGCCCGCGCGCCUCUGUUGGGCCCUGCCCUUCGCUGUCGUUUUCUCGAGGCUCCGCCUGCGGCCCAAUUUCCAGGCGACCGUUUCCCGGCGACGGCGGGCGGGGCGGUCCCCGCCGCCGCUGCCGGGAGUCCGCGAAGCCCCGCCUCGGGCUCCAGUGCGCUAGCCGCUGCUGAGCCUCGACGCGACCACAGUUCGCGGCCCCCGCGCAGGGACAGGGGAAUGGCUCGCACGACUUCUGAGGUCAGCGGCCUACCAGGUAGGCGAUGCUCCCUCUUCCGGCCUCUGUUCUCGAGUCUUCAAAACCCGAGGCAGAAGAGAGCUUAAGAGCAAAUUUAUCCAGCGCAAGUCGCUCCCGAUCGCUGGCCCCGCCUGGCCUGACCCCGGUGUAGGGUCGGAACACGGCCGGCAGGGCCCGCAGGGUCGCCACGAUGGACUCACUGGCAGCACCCCAGGACCGCCUGGUGGAGCAGCUGCUGUCGCCGCGCACCCAGGCCCAGAGGCGGCUCAAGGACAUCGACAAGCAGUACGUUGGCUUCGCCACUCUGCCCAACCAAGUGCACCGAAAGUCGGUGAAGAAGGGCUUCGACUUCACCCUCAUGGUGGCUGGUGAGUCCGGCCUGGGGAAGUCCACUCUUGUCCACAGCCUCUUUCUGACUGACCUGUACAAGGACCGGAAGCUGCUGAGUGCUGAGGAACGCAUCAACCAGACAGUCGAGAUCCUGAAACACACCGUGGACAUUGAGGAGAAGGGGGUCAAGUUGAAGCUGACCAUUGUGGACACACCCGGCUUUGGGGACGCUGUGAACAACUCUGAGUGCUGGAAGCCCAUCACCGACUACGUGGACCAGCAGUUUGAGCAGUACUUCCGUGAUGAAAGUGGCCUCAACCGGAAGAACAUCCAAGACAACCGGGUGCACUGCUGUCUGUACUUCAUCUCGCCCUUCGGACACGGACUGCGGCCAGUGGAUGUGGGUUUCAUGAAGGCGCUGCAUGAGAAGGUGAACAUCGUCCCGCUCAUCGCCAAGGCCGACUGCCUGGUCCCCAGUGAGAUCCGGAAGCUGAAGGAUAGGAUACGGGAGGAGAUUGACAAGUUUGGGAUCCAUGUGUACCAGUUUCCAGAAUGUGACUCAGAUGAAGAUGAAGACUUCAAGCAACAGGACCGCGAACUGAAGGAAAGUGCGCCCUUCGCCGUGAUCGGCAGCAACACUGUGGUGGAGGCCAAGGGGCAGCGAGUCCGGGGACGGCUGUACCCCUGGGGGAUCGUGGAAGUGGAGAAUCAAGCUCACUGCGAUUUUGUGAAGCUUCGAAACAUGCUAAUCCGAACUCACAUGCAUGACCUCAAGGAUGUGACGUGCGAUGUGCACUACGAGAACUACCGUGCCCACUGCAUCCAGCAGAUGACCAGCAAACUCACACAGGACAGCCGUAUGGAGAGCCCCAUUCCUAUCCUACCGCUGCCCACCCCGGACGCGGAGACGGAGAAGCUCAUCAGGAUGAAGGAUGAAGAGCUAAGGCGCAUGCAGGAGAUGUUGCAGAAGAUGAAGCAGCAAAUGCAAGACCAGUGACACCCAGCCCCAGUCCCACAUCGCCAAGGAUAGACGGCCGGUUUCCGAGCUGGCCCCUCAACCCCUGGAUCCCAGACUGUCCUGGAUUCAACUCUGGGUUCAUCUGGAUCUCAGAUGGCCUGGACCUAACCCUAAUCCAAAGUGGCUUUGACCAGACUGUUCAGACCUGGAGCCACAGAGCCACAGCCCCCAGAUGACCCUAAUUUAUUCUCAGCAUCCACCCUUCCCGGUCAUUUGUAUCUGCUUCUGAGUGGUCUGAACCACAGCCCCUCCCCCAACUUCCUGCCGCCCCCGGCCCCCAUCUCCCGCCUGUCUUAAGGGAACAAGUUGUGCAUAAUCUCCAAGAUCUCUCUUCCUAAAAGAUCACUGCCCCAGCGGCCAAUAAACCAGGGUAGAGGAGGGACACGGAUGCAGGAUCUCGGGCCUAUUAACUAAGCUAGUGCCGCAGAACGGAGUUGGGAGGCCCCCUCUGCGGGUUCCAGGGGGCUAGGAAGCAUAUGCUAAUGUCCUACUGUGUGCGGAAGUAGGCCGGAUCCCCCUCACUACUUAACCACGCUCUGUUCAGGACCAGAGCACACGGGUUUGGAGGCUGAGGCCUUUAGGAAGACCCCAGACCUAGAAGUGUCUAGGAGGAAGGCGGGGACGCGAUGCGCUAGACCGCUCACGCCCCCUUCCUGGGUCGACCUGACGGACUCCGGGGGCGGCUGGAACGGGGUCCCCCAUGCCUAGACUACUUUCACCUACCUAUAGGUCAAGGUCUUCUCCCAGCAGCUCUGUCGCUCUGGGAUUCCAGCCCUUGGCCUCCUCCAUCUCUCCACCGGCAUGUCCCCUCCCCACACACCCCAUUCUCUGUUUUGUUCAGUUGUGAAUGCCGCGUCCUGUCCUGGUGGCAGGAGAACAAAGUUGGUGAACGUC
Molecule: messenger RNA, 2574 nt
Organism: Peromyscus californicus insignis
Lineage: Eukaryota; Metazoa; Chordata; Mammalia; Rodentia; Cricetidae
Gene: Septin5
Product: septin 5
Exons: 11
Coding region: 523-1659 (378 amino acids)
Biological process (GO): cytoskeleton-dependent cytokinesis; regulation of exocytosis
Cellular component (GO): septin ring; septin complex; cell division site
Molecular function (GO): GTP binding; molecular adaptor activity; GTPase activity
Source: RefSeq, a predicted model, not a curated record